UGAAUUGGAAGGCUGCAAGUAGUCUUAAUGUUAGGGGUUUAUAUGAAUUUUUUCAGGGUGGUAUGCAUAAUCCCAAUCCGUUACCUAAUGUCAAAGAUAUGAUUACAGGUCGGUCAUGGACAGCUUCAGAAUUACGCGUAAAAUCUUUUGAAGACCUACAUAAACUCUGGUAUAUUCUAUUGAAAGAGCGUAAUUUACUUGCUACAAUGUUUGAAGAAGCAAAACACUGGAAUAAAAUAGCUGAUAAAGAAUGGCUGAAAAGAUGGGAUGAUAGAAAAUUUAAGACACAAAAAUCAAUGGCGAGGAUCAGACAUGUGUUAAGUGAAAGAAGAGUUGCCUAUGAAUAUGCAAUAAGAGAAGAUCCUAAAUUAUUUGGGUUAGAAGAAGCACCCAAACCACAUAUAGGUUACAGAGAAGAGGCAAUCCCUAAUAAAAGAAGAACUAGGCUUGGACGUAAAGCUUUUACGAGGAUGAGGAGUAUUAAAUAA
Messenger RNA from Dentiscutata erythropus, 488 nucleotides. NCBI's taxonomy places the organism in Eukaryota, Fungi, Glomeromycota, Glomeromycetes, Diversisporales, Gigasporaceae. The record is from the annotation of a GenBank genome assembly.